AUGACGCUUCCUACCGUUCAAACAUCAGACGAUUGUUGUGACCUAGAGGACAACCACAUCAUGCUCUUUCUGCAGGGAAUUGUUGACCAUGAGAUGAGGUUUCUUGACAUUGUAACAGCUGGUUGGCCUGGGGGAAUGACGGUAUCUAGACUUUUAAUGUGUUCAGGAUUUUUCAAGCUCUGUGAAGGUCGACAGCGUUUGAAUGAAAAUUUUAGAACUUUAUCUGGAGCAGAGAUUAGAGAAUACUUAGUUGGUGGGUUGGCUAUACUCUGCCUCCCUGGCUCAUAA
Messenger RNA from Prunus armeniaca (apricot), 288 nucleotides. NCBI's taxonomy places the organism in Eukaryota, Viridiplantae, Streptophyta, Magnoliopsida, Rosales, Rosaceae. The record is from the annotation of a GenBank genome assembly.